AUUCCUCUAGUGCGUUGGCUUUUUUUUGGGUAGUGGCAAAGGUGGGCGUGACUUUUCGGAUGGGUGUUACUGGGAGCGAGAGAGAUGGCAAGGUUAAUUGUCGUGUUAACAUUUAUUAUAAUUUCACCGACCUACUCCAAACAAAACUGCAACAUUCCUCUUGUUAUCCGCGGUUCGUGGUUUUCCUGGGAAAAUGGAAGAAGUACGACGACUGAGAUAAAUGCGGAUUCCAUGUCAAGAAAAGGGUACUGUAUAGAUAUGAAAGAAGAAUAUCAUGUUAAUUAUACAUUAAUUUUUAAGCAGGAGGGCACAAGUUGCUAUACAUGUGUGAAAUUAUUGGUCAGGACAGUUAACGUUUUGGAAAAGAUGGAAACUCCGUGUGUUACUGUACCUCCCGAAAGAGAGGCAACUGUGGAGAAUGUCUGCAAAGGUUUGAAGCCCGACCAACAACUGAUAACACUUUUCGAUGAAAAUUAUGUACCAGUUAAUUGCCGUUCAAGUUUAGAAGGCGUUUGGCAGUUUGGUUAUCAGAAUCGAUUUCGUUUUACAGGAGAAUGUAACCACCCAGACGCUAUGGUCCGUUCCUGUCAGACUGCUGGUACACAGUUUCUGAUUACAAAUCAGAAAUUUAACAUAACAUACAAGAAAUGUACAGGAAUGAGUGAAACUUUUGACGGUGUUGUAGAAUAUAGUUGCCUCGGAGACUGGUUUGUGGGUAAAAAUCACUUUUUUGCUGUUGCCAAUACAAAAGAGUCGAGGAAAGACGAAAAAUAUCGAUGUUUUUUGAAAAAUAGGGAUGAUGACCUGUAUAUUGGUGUUUCAAUUACAGCAGAAUGCAACACACUCAAAACAGUGGAGCAGAGUCCGGAGAGAUUACAUCUCACACCGGUGAAAUCUGAAGCUGUGGUUCCUGGGUGUACACUUCCACAAAAUUUCUCAGGUGAAUGGAUAAACACAGCAAACAUAGAUGCUGAUAUUUUCAUAAAUGAAACACACAUAAUGGAAACAUGGUAUCCAGAUGAGGGACGUUUCCGGCGAACCAUAUACGUUUGCCACCAACACAGAGGAACUCGUUACAUGAUGGCUAGACUCACUGUUGAUGGUUGUCAGAAAGAUUAUGUAUGUUUCGACUUUGUGCCCCGACAUCAUAAUAUAAUAAGAUAUAGGCGCGGUAUAGCUUUUAUCACAGAUGAUUUUCGUACUGUAUGUUCAUGGGUGCAAUUCAAAAAUCAAGAAGCAUGGAAGUACGAUUUAUAUUUGGCAAAGAAUCCUGUCCCUGUUCAGUGUCCUGUUGCAGGUAAAUUUAACUUCACACAGCGAGGAGAUAUACCAUUUGAGACCCGCAUUCUUGGAGGUGUGACAUUAUCACCAAGGCCAAAUAUCUACUGCAAGCAGAAUAUAUCAGAUUUUUCGGUUUGUGACAUAGACCAGAAAGAAAUUGCAAUUGAUGAAACAUAUUGCCUUAGUGUAGACCACCGUGGUCGACCUGUUGACAUAUAUAGUGAUCCUGAUUACCGACUGCAAUGUAUUGGAUUUUGGAAGGAGAAUCUGAAGUCUUAUUUAAUAACAUAUGAUGAACUUGAUGCAUUUAGUAAAUACCGUUGCUGGGUAUAUCAAAGAGCUGACCUUAACAGGAUACUGAUGUCUCAGGCUCUUGGCCCAUUCUGUGAUCUCAAGCAAGAUGUUACCAGCUGGAAUUACACAGAAGGAGCUGGUGUCGCCAUUGACAUGGUAGAGUAUGAAAGAGAACGUGACCAGUGUCCAAUGCAUUUUGAUGAUGGUAGUAAUCCAUGGUUAAAUAAAGAAAAUCUCAUUAUAGUUUUCACAUUUGGUAGUGGAUGUCCUCUAGAAAAUAGCCUUUUUCUUGUUUGGUUUUUAGUUAUGUUUGUUUACAGUCUGUAGUUGUCUAUUACGACUGUUAAAAAUGGGUCUGUAUUUUUUUGCUUCUAAACAUUUCUCACUGGGGAAUGAUUUUUAGUGAUGGUGCACUGCUGUGUAGUGUGACAGUUUGUACAUUACAUAGCUAUAUUUUGGUAAUAUGAUGGGAUGAGGGAUGUCUCCACAUCAGAGUAGCACAGUACUUCGUGCAGACUAUCUCAGGUUUUUCCUACAAAAUAUUUUUCACAUACAAGAUUUUUAAUAUAGCUAGUACUGGAAUGUAUUUACUUUGUUAAGAAAAUGUACCUACUUUAAAUUGGGUUAUUAGCUCAGUAUUUGUGAAAAUUAUAUGAAUGUAUGUAAAUGGAGUUGGAAACAUGUAUGUGUAGUUAGAAUUGUACACAAAUUAUCCAUUAUGGUUGGAUAAUGUUUUGGGAUAAAUACCUUACACUUGUAUGUUAUGCAGUGGUUCAAAUUCCACAUUAUUGCCAUCCAUAUGAGAAGUUAUCCCCCUCCCCUCCUAGCAUCAGAUGCAUGUUUAGGGAAUGCACAUCAAAAAUUGUGUUUUUAUAUCUUUUUUUCUGAAAUCUCUGACCACCACAGAAUUUACUUUUGUUUUUCAACUAUCACACUAAUUUGUAUUGUUUAUUAUCAUCUUAGUGUGCCUAUACCAUUAUUUUUGUAUAUAUAUGUAUAUGUGUGACAGUUGACCAAAAACUAUUACCAAAGAUUUUUUGCUGAUUUGUGAAUUGUUAAUGGCAAGUGUCAGUAAUAUGUUUCAUCGUUGUUUCAGUUAUCAAUAGUGGUAUCAGAUCAUCACAAUCACUGUGAAAAUAUCUCACAAUGUACCUUCAAACAGAAGCCUUUUAUUUGAUAGAUCUUUAUUGUGUGUUAUGCUUCUACAUUAUAUUUCAGACGCUUUGUAAUCUAUAUGUGGGACUUUGAAAUUAUAAAUGUGUGUCCAGGGCAUGAAAAGUUGGCAGGCACAAUAUAUAUUUGACAGAUCGAGCAUUCAAAGCUUCCUAUUCCUGGUCAUCAGUGACAAAUUUUUGUUCAAAUACUAUAAAGUGAUUUUUAAUAAUUGUUUUUGUAAGUGAAUGUAAAAUGAGGUAAUUGGUUCCAGUUUUGCACGUAGCAUUUUGUCAAGUCAUCUUUGCCAGUGUAAUUGUUGAAAUAUUCUGUACAAAGAUUGAAAUGACGGUCCUGCUGGUCGCAUUUAAAUUUAUUUUUUUUCAGUAGCAGCAGGAAAAUGCCAAAACAUUUCUUUUGUUUUGAAUAAUUUUGAUCAGUCUUCAUGCUUCAAACUGAAUUAUAAAUAAGGUAAAUGAAAAUUUUGAAUGAACGAUAAAGAAAGAGAACCAUUCACAAAAAAAUUAUGUCACCUUAGUUCUUUUGAUUCUUACUGUUUUGUAGGAUAAACAAUGAGUAUUAUUGUUAUAAUUUCAAAUUUGAACCUUCUCUCGUACUGUUACUCUCCAACGAGAUACAUGGAAAAAAGUAGACUGAUAGUAUCCAAAGAAUGUUAUGCAGAAAGUUACAAACUCACUAAUGUAAGUAUUAUGAAAUACUUUUUACAGCUUUAUCGCAGCAGUAUUUUAGUCUGUUAGCUUCUUGUGUACGUAGCAAGCUUAUUAGUUAUCAAACACCAAAGUCUGUUGUAUUCAUUCCGUCCUCUAUAUAUUGAAGUGAUAUAUACAGUGUAUUUGUUGUAAGGGUGCUGGUAGCCAGAGCAGAGUAUUUUUUAUAUCUCCGUUAGUAUAUAAUGUGGAUAAUGUGCAGUAUUGCUUACCAGAAAACUGUGAUAUAAUUUUGAACUUUGUAUGAAUCUCUAUAAAAAUGUCUUACACCUUCAGCAGAUUAUAUUUUUCAUAUACAGAUUUUGUAAAGCAUGAUAUAUUUAUACAGUUGUAUGGAUGUUGAAGAAAUAAAUGUCAUUGAUAUUG
Messenger RNA from Schistocerca cancellata (South American locust), 3821 nucleotides. RefSeq lists its product as uncharacterized. The transcript has a single exon. The coding region runs from base 85 to 1902 and encodes 605 amino acids. Lineage: Eukaryota; Metazoa; Arthropoda; Insecta; Orthoptera; Acrididae. The record is from RefSeq and is a predicted model, not a curated record.